CAUCUCCAUUCUUCACCAGAGUAAAGAAUCUUCAAUAUCAUCUCAGAGAUUUCCAGAGAGAAAAAAAAUCUUCUAGCAAUUUUCAGUUCAAUUCAAUAUGUCUCAGAAAGUUGAUGAUAAAACCAUGGAGGUAGAGAAAGCAGCACCAGUUGAGAAGAAAUCAGUCAAGGAGAAGAAAGAAAAGGUUCCCAAAGAGAAGAAAGAAAAAGUUCCUAAAGAGAAGAAGCCUAAAUCUGAUAAAGCUUCUCAUCCUGCUCACCCACCUUACUUUCAGAUGAUUAAGGAAGCUUUGUUGGCAUUGAAUGAGAAAGGUGGAUCUAGUCCUCAUGCUAUUGCUAAGUACAUGGAAGAGAAACACAAAGAUGUAUUACCAGCAAAUUACAAGAAGAUGUUAGGUGUUCAAUUGAAGAAUUGUGUUGCUAAUCAGAAAUUGGUGAAGGUUAAAGCUUCGUUCAAGCUUUCUGAUGCAGCAAAGAAGGAGAAAAAAGCUGUUCCUAAGACUAAAACUGUGAAAUCUGUUGCUGCUGUUGAUGAGAAGACCAAGAAGAGGAAGAAACCAACAACAACAUCAUCAAAGCCUGCUAAGUCUACUGCUGCUGCUGCCGUUCCCAAAUCGAAAACUACUGUGAAGAAAUCUGAAACUGUUGCACCAAAGAAGAAGACUACUGCUCCAGCAAAGAAAGUUGCUGCUACUCCUACAAGGAAAGUUGUUCCUGCGAAGAAGGCCAAGAGAGCUACCCCUGUGAAAUUUAAACAGCCUAAAUCAAUCAAAUCUCCUGCUGCUAAGAGGGCUAAGAAGACUACUGCUGCUUAAUUAGAGAUGUCUAGAGAUGAUAAUGGGUUGUUUUUUUGUUAACUGUGUGUUUUCUUUAGAUGUGAAUAUAAAGAAAUUUCAUGGAUGUUUCUUUUUGCUUCUGCGUGUUAGUUGGUUUUAAUGGUUAGGGUCUAACUCGGUUUGCAGAAAUAUGUGGACAUAUUAUGUGUAAUCCUGCAACUCUUUGCUUUGGUUUAAUGGAAGAAGAAGUUUAAAUCC
This is a messenger RNA of Papaver somniferum (opium poppy), 1033 nucleotides long. Its product is annotated as histone H1-like. The transcript has 2 exons. The record is from RefSeq and is a predicted model, not a curated record. Gene Ontology annotation, biological process: chromosome condensation; negative regulation of DNA recombination; nucleosome assembly. Gene Ontology annotation, cellular component: nucleus; nucleosome. Lineage: Eukaryota; Viridiplantae; Streptophyta; Magnoliopsida; Ranunculales; Papaveraceae. The coding region runs from base 98 to 814 and encodes 238 amino acids. Gene Ontology annotation, molecular function: double-stranded DNA binding; structural constituent of chromatin; nucleosomal DNA binding.